GGGAGUCGUGCGAGAGAGAGAAGGAAACAGCGGAGAUGUUUUUGUAGGUUGAGACUCGACAUCGCCGCCCCGCGAAAAGGAUCUCCUCCUCCUCCUCCUCCUCCUCCGCCCUUGUCGUCAAAAUCCUCUCUUUCUCAAGGUCAGACACCGAUCUCUAAUUAGGGCCUCCGAUUCGAUUGAGGAUCAAUUCGAUUUUGUUAUUAGCGUUAGGGUUAGGGUUAGGGUUAGGGUUUCAGCAUCGCGCGUUGCAUCCCCGAUUACGAUUAGGGUUUACGACGAUCGUCAUCUUAAAUUUAUUUUGAUUUUUAUUCCUUCAUUAAAUAUGCAAGACCUGUAUUUGCUCUCUUAAUCGGGGAUUUAGGGGUUUUCUCCUUUUGUUUUUCAUUUCGAAGCUUUUUUAUUUUUCUGGGUAGCUCUACUUUUAUCGAUAAGAGCAUGCGAGUUCAAAGAACCGAAGGUGUUGGGAGGGGGAGAGGGAGAGGGAAUGGUAGAAAUCGCUCUCCCGGCCCCUGCAGGGGUAAAGAUCAUCGAUCGUCGUAUCGUAAGAACCCUCCUUUGCCCCACCAUCCCUCCCGCCGCAGCCUCAGCGCCCAUGCUAACAGGCAGCGGGGCCCCCGCCGAAGCCCCAGCCCCCUGACCACCAGGCCCCGGCUGUCCCCGGCUCGUCGGAGCCCACCAAUUGAGCAGCAUGCAGAAAGGCUUUACACGAUGAGGCGUUCUGAACAACAUGAGAAUCGAGAUUGGCCCAACUCCUUUGGUGACGACAGCGAACACAUCAAUUUCCAGCACAAAUACAUGCUACCAGAGCAUCCUCCUGAUUCGGCUGAUGUGCAUUCUCUCCUGAAGCCUUCACGAACUGUCAAAGAUAAAGACUUGGCUGGUUCUUCCACUUCUGGUGUUGGCAACCAAGGAAUGCUGGUCCAGAGAUCUUUGCUUAUGGAUGAUGGGUCCCAGAGGACUUUCUACACGCUACCGCAGGACCUGGGGCAUCAUCCGUUUGAGUCUACUACUGCUUCUUUGAACCCAUCAUCUGCUAACGCGAGGAGCAUUGGAAGUGGUAGUAGCCUCACUGUUGGGAUGCCUCGUUAUGACCAGAGACUGGGAAAUCUUUAUCAUGAUAAAGAGAGGGAGAAGCUUUAUUCCAAAGAUGUUUCUUUCUCAGUGAUGCCUCCCUCGAGGCCUUUUAUUGGGACCUCCUCAUCUAGCUUUUCUAAGGACACUGAGUUGCCGCUAAAUGGCGACCGAGAUGGUGGUGUUGGCAACUUCUUAGAUGACCCUCUGGAAUAUGAUGGUUACAAACCAGUGCAGCUCUCUGAUCGUGCAAGGUGGGGCCCACUGAGCCCACGUGCCAAGGAAGAGACCCUGGACUAUGGUUAUGAGGAACCAACUCAGAGGGUGAGGCAUGAUCAUGGUUACCUUCCAUUGGAUGGCCCUUACAACAAGAAAGAGUAUGGCUUUAGGUCUGAGUUCAGGAGUUUAAAUGAUUCAUCUUUCCUGGAUCCUUCUGAUGGAAGAGCUGAUACUUAUCCUAAAAAAUUCAGCAAGGGCAGUUUUUGGGAACAACAACAUGCCGUUCAUGAAGAUGUGACAAUGGGUCUUCGUGAUCUGAAGGGGGUCCGCGAGGACUAUGUUGGCAGCUCUGGAGGUGGGUAUGCUGGAUUUGGACCAAAAGCCUCGCGAGACUACUGUCGUCCAACAUUCGAAGAGAGCUAUCGUUUUGGGAGAGAUGAUGGCUCACUGACUUAUAGAAAAAGGCCUAACAGUCCUCUGUUAGCAGACCGUCCGUUUGGUGUGAACCCCCCUAGAGAAAGAUCAAGAAUGGAUGUUGAUACUUUUGAUUUGUCACCCGAAAGAAUCUUAAGAAGAAAUCAUCUCAUGGUUAAUGAUAUGGAUGGACGAAAUGCUCAUAGAAGAAUGCAAUCACCCAGUGAUGGUGAUGAAAUGUGGACAAACGAAGCAUAUGAGCCCAUUGAAGAAAGCAGGCGGGUUUUACAUUCGAAAAAGCGAGUUGCUGGGCCUUCUGAUUAUAGACCGCUCUCUCGGAAACCAUCUAGAAAUGAUGGAUGGGGUGUACCAAGGGAUUCUCGUGGGCAUAUGGAUGGUGGUCAUGGGACUAACUUGAAGAAAAGGCUGAGGCCUGGUCCUUCAAACUCCCAUGGUUCAUUCACUGUGGAGAGAAAGCAAGAGUAUUUCAGGCCCCAUAAAAAUUGGAAGAGGGAUCAAGAAUAUAAGAACAUUAACCUCAAUGUUCGUGAUGAAGGUGUCCUGGUUGAUGCUGCUCACCCUAUGAAAUGUGAUCCUCAAGAAGAUUCUGAGGAGUUUAAAACACAAGUUCAUAAGGCCUUCCUACGCUUUUCUAAGCUGUUGAACGAGAGUCCGCACCAACAGAAAAGGUUUCGAGAUAACCAAGGGAAAUCCAGCAAAGUUCUGUGCUGCGUAUGUGGCAGCCUUUCGAAGGAGUUCUCCGAUGUACACAGCCUAUUGAUUCAUUCCUAUCAAACUCGCAAGGUAGGUUUAAGAACAGAACAUUUGGGCUUUCACAAAGCACUCUGUGUUCUUAAUGGAUGGAAUUGGCUUGGAAGCUGAUCUCCAAGGCCUAUAAACGAAGACCUCUCAGCAGGAAUUAAGGAAUUGAAGGAAGAUCUCAUUCUUUGGGCUCCAAUCAUCAUUGUACACAACAGCUCCGUAGGGAGCACGAGCAGAAGCAAUGAGCCAAAGGUUGUAACCAUUGAAUGCUUCGAAGAGAUACUCAAAGAGAUGGGAUUCGAUGCCGGGAAGGUUCGUGUCUGCAGAGGUAAACCAGCUAACCAGAGCGUGCUUGUAGUAAAGUUCUCGCCUACUCUUUCUGGGUUGCAAGAAGCAGAAAGGCUUCACAACUUUUAUGCUGAUAAGAAUCGGGGUAGGCAAGGAUUUGAGGAGCUCACUUCUAACCACGGCAACAGAGAAGCUCGAGUAGAAAAAGAUGAGGAGCUUUUAUAUGGAUACAUGGCGGUUGCUGAAGAUUUGGAUAAGCUCGAUCCAGAAACCAAGAAGAGAAGUUUAGUCAAGAGCAAAAAAGACAUCAAGGCCGUUGCAGACGCCCCCCUUAAAAUUGACUAGGCUGGAAGAAAGUAGGUACUUAGCCGCUUACCGGUCUAUUCUUGAGCUAAUUUGAACAGGAAAUAGGUACCUAGAUCCUAGCUGUGAGCUAUUUUGAGCGGAUGAUUAAUACAUUUUGUCGUUUGUUUUUCACUUUUUAUAAUUAUGUAGGAUAGUUGGUAAAAGUAAUGACCACGCUUUUGUAGUGAGGCCUCAUUCAUGUCCUACAUUUGGUUUUUCUCAUGUUACGAACUUAUUAGCUUC
This is a messenger RNA of Asparagus officinalis (garden asparagus), 3342 nucleotides long. RefSeq lists its product as uncharacterized. NCBI's taxonomy places the organism in Eukaryota, Viridiplantae, Streptophyta, Magnoliopsida, Asparagales, Asparagaceae. The record is from RefSeq and is a predicted model, not a curated record. The coding region runs from base 436 to 2586 and encodes 716 amino acids. The transcript is spliced from 3 exons.